AUGAACGCGUUCCUGACGGUGUCUCUCUGCUUGUGUGCAUUGGCAGCUCUCUCAGAUGCGGUUACAGUCAAGGUGGGAGACUUUUCAUUCCCCCUGGAGUCAGUAAAGAAACUCAAGGAUCUUUUGAAUGCGCACCACGCUAGAAGUCCACGCCAUGUUGUUACUGUGUGUGACGACCCAGAUCUGCCCACGGAGUUCCAGUUGAUCUGUGCCAGCCCUAAUUCAGAAGCGCUGCUCAAACAAUUAGAAGCCAUUGCCAGAAAUUCUGAAGUCUGUGAGAUCUGUGCUAACGUUGCUUGCUCCGGAUGCUGA
Molecule: messenger RNA, 312 nt
Organism: Sphaerodactylus townsendi
Lineage: Eukaryota; Metazoa; Chordata; Lepidosauria; Squamata; Sphaerodactylidae
Gene: GUCA2A
Product: guanylate cyclase activator 2A
Exons: 3
Coding region: 1-312 (103 amino acids)
Cellular component (GO): extracellular region
Molecular function (GO): guanylate cyclase activator activity
Source: RefSeq, a predicted model, not a curated record